Messenger RNA from Melitaea cinxia (Glanville fritillary), 1910 nucleotides. It is a transcript of the gene Inx2, whose product is annotated as innexin inx2. The transcript has a single exon. The record is from RefSeq and is a predicted model, not a curated record. Bases 91 to 1170 code for a protein of 359 amino acids. Gene Ontology annotation, molecular function: gap junction channel activity. Gene Ontology annotation, cellular component: plasma membrane; gap junction. Gene Ontology annotation, biological process: phototransduction. NCBI's taxonomy places the organism in Eukaryota, Metazoa, Arthropoda, Insecta, Lepidoptera, Nymphalidae.
AUUCCGCACUCGAUACGAGGGCGAAGCGCACGCCCGAUCUUUCGAUAAUCGCGACCGACGCGCCGCGCGCCCGCGGCAAACUCAACCGCCAUGUUUGACGUUUUUGGCUCUGUGAAGGGCCUACUCAAGCUCGACACUGUUUGCAUCGACAACAAUGUAUUCCGCUUGCACUAUAAGGCCACCGUGAUCAUCUUGAUUGCCUUCUCCCUGCUCGUCACCUCGAGGCAAUACAUCGGAGACCCAAUCGACUGCAUCGUAGAUGAAAUCCCGCUCAACGUUAUGGAUACCUACUGCUGGAUCUACUCCACGUUCACCAUUCCGAACCGGCUCGUAGGGCGCGUAGGCAAAGAUGUGGCUCAGCCCGGCGUCGCCUCUCAUGUAGAUGGAGAGGAUGAGGUGAAAUAUCAUAAAUACUAUCAGUGGGUGUGCUUUGUGCUGUUUUUCCAAGCUAUUCUCUUCUAUGUGCCUCGUUAUCUGUGGAAAACAUGGGAAGGUGGACGCGUAAAGAUGCUCGUACUGGAUUUAAACUGUCCCGUAAUUGGCGAAGACAGUAAAUUGGAUAGAAAGAAGCUACUCGUCGACUACUUUCACACUAACCUCCACACUCAAAACUUUUAUGCUUUUCGAUUUUUCAUCUGUGAAGUACUAAACUUUAUAAACGUCGUGGGACAAAUAUACUUUAUGGACUUCUUCCUCGAUGGGGAAUUUUCAACGUAUGGCCGGGAUGUUGUACGUUUCACUGAAAUGGAACCUGAAGAAAGAGAAGAUCCAAUGGCUCGAGUGUUUCCUAAAGUUACUAAAUGUACCUUCCACAAAUACGGUCCUUCGGGAACAGUGCAGAAGUUCGAUGGUUUGUGUGUAUUGCCGUUAAAUAUCGUAAAUGAGAAGAUCUACGUGUUCUUAUGGUUCUGGUUCGUAAUCCUGUCAAUCUUAAGUGGCAUUUCUUUGAUUUAUCGCGCGGCCGUCGUCGCCGGACCGCGUGUGCGCCUCUACCUGUUGCGCGCGCGCAGCCGCCUCGCUCCACAAGAACAAGUAGAAGCUGUGGCCCGCAAGCUACAGAUUGGAGACUGGUUCGUACUGUACCAGCUCGGAAAGAACAUCGACCCACUAAUCUAUAAGGAACUAAUGAGCGAUUUAGCGAAGAAGUUUGAAGGAAAGGACACUGUGUAGUGGGAGUGGACAGUGGGUAGCAGUGACGUGUGAGUGCCAGGGCGGACCGCACGGGCGCAGUGCGGCAACGUCGUGCGCCCGCCACGGCGCCGCUACCUGCCGCGCCGCGCCUGAGCACAAAGAGUGCCGGGAGCGGCCGUGCACCGACAUUCCAUUACCUACACCCGACGCGGGGAACGACCUCCGCCGGGCCAGUCAUUGUAUUCCAGGACCGCUUUAAAACUAUUUAUACUGCUGAUAUGAAAUUAUGUUAGUUGGUAUCUUCCCCCGGAUAAUUUCGACUGAUGCGUGACACUGCGCGCGUGAAUUUAGGGUAACGUUUUAGGGCAUGUUUACAAUAGUCGUAGGUAAUAGACAGAUCUCGUGCCUUCGUUUUGUAUUUUGUAUUGUUCGUGUGCGAGUAACUAGCGUUGAAGGGACGUCUCAUUGUGAUAUGAAUUAUUAUUAUAUCUAAAUUAAGUGUUUAUCGUGUACUAUGGAAUGAGUGUACAACUGCUGGCUUAUUCCUAGGUUCUAGUUAGUUAUCUAAUGUAAUUUCUUUGUUAUCGAAUGUUAUACUCGAUACGAUAUUGUAUAAAGCAAUAAUAAACUAUUAGCGUUAAGAGAUCAAUUAUUAGAAUUGGUUAUUGACAAAACCAUAAUUUUUACUAAUAAAAUACAUGUGUAUAAGAUACUUUUUAUACUGACAAAAUCGAGACGAUUAUGGUUGAUAUUUUCUAAAUAUAUUUACUGCCACAUUA